CGACAUGCUAUUAACAGAUAACGCCGUUCAUGUAAGCAACCAAGACCAUGUCAUAAGUGAUCACCAAAUGUAUUUAAUGUCAUACUCAAACAGUCUACGUUACUAUACAUCCACCUGCCACAUUAGGCAAUAUCAUUUUGAUUGCGAGUGUCACAUUAAGUUAAACGGUGAUAUCCACCGACAUGCUAUAAAUAGAUAACGCCGUUUGUGUAAACAAAGUGCAUGAUGUUCUCUUGACAUGGUGGUCAGAAAAUGUGUAUUAUGUCAUACUCAAACAGUCAUACAUUGCACGCUAUAUUUCCACUUGCCACACAAGGUAUUGUAAUAUUAAUUGCGAGUUUCACAUUAAGUUAAAAGGCGAUGUCCGCCAACAUGCUAUUAAUAGAUAACGCCGUUUGUGUAAACAAACAAUAUGAUGUACUGUAAACAGAAGCGAACACUAAAUGUUUUAAACUACAUACUGUAUUCAAACAGUCAUAUGUUAUACGCUUUAUUUCCAUCUGCCAAACAAGGUAUUGCCAUUUUAAUUGCGAGUGUAACACUGUUAAACGGCGAUAUCCGCCGGCCUGCUAUCAAUAGCCUAGAUAACGUCGUUCAUGUAAACAAACAAUAUGAUGUACUGUAAACGUUAAUAAACGGCUCGUUGCCGGUACUUGCAUAGUAUGAAUGAAGAGUAUCUGUAGAAUACAUUAAAUUGAAUCGUUGCAUUUUUCAUCAUCAUUACAUACACUAUAUAAAUGAAGAGUAUCUGUACAAUACAUUAUAUUAUCAUGAAAAGUAUCCUGCACUUUGUCCUCAUAAUUUGAAGAUUCAUCAGUUAAAAACUACUUAAAAGACAGAAUAAAAUAUGAUUUUAGCCCAUCCCCCACUCUCUUUUUCACACCAAUUCUGUGAGUUUUUUCACAAGUUUAUUUUUUUAUUCUUAUUGUUUGACUAUUCAUAUGUUGUUGUGUGACUGUUUUUACAUAAAGUACAUUUUCUUAUUUGAAUUUCAUAAUAUCUUACUUCAAAUACACAUUUUUGUUAUCCCCCUGGUUCUUACUUAGGGCUGGUGCCUGCUGACAAAUUUCCCCUUAUAAAAUUGUCCGACAUUGUACCACUGCACAGUUCAAGCAAGCAUGCAUCAUCUAACUAGCUUACUACCUGUUAAAGACAUCUGAUCAGCGGUGAUAGGUUACCAACUUUCAUCAGUAGCAUUACAUGAGUGUGUGUUUAUGUGUUCAAUGCAUGCUUACAUUCAGUGUUUACAUAAUUGCAACUUGUUAUUGUUUUUUUUUCUUAUUAAGAUGAGCACAAAAAGCCACAAAGCUAUUGGAGAUGGAGAGUGGAUGUCCAGGCUGAGGGCAUUUGCCAGCUCUGGGGUUUGGCCUUCUGGAGCAGGCAAUAGACCAGCCCCAAGGCAGCGGAAGUGGCAUGACCUCUAUCAGAAAAUUGAGAAGUGCCCCAUGCAGACCCGUGGUCAGACAACCCUCUUUGGAGGGUCCACAGGCUGUAAUUGUGGUUUUCAUGCUGUUCAGCAGCCGGCCCCUCAUGUUCACCAGCAGCAGUCUGUGGCCUCAGGCUCUACCCUGAGUGUGACUGCUGCCCCUGACUCAGAACCUGGUGCUACAGCCCCGCAGUCUUUCCUGCGUCCCCCUCCUAGUUUGGCAAUGUUCACUAAAUCACGUUUUGGUGGGUCGGUCUCACCAAAGCCAAAUUUAGUGGCUAGGAGGACCCCAAGCCCUUCACCUGCUCCAUCCUCUGUGAGGACUCCUUUUACGGCCUCCGUGAGGACCCCCAGCCCUGCUCCACCCUCUGUGAGGACCCCUAGCCCUGCUCCACCCUCUGUGAGGACCCCUAGCCCUGCUCCACCCUCUGUGAGGACCCCCAGCCCUGCUCCACCCUCUGUGAGGACCCCUAGCCCUGCUCCACCCUCUGUGAGGACCCCCAGCCCUGCUCCACCCUCUGUGAGGACCCCCAGCCCUGCUCCACCCUCUGUGAGGACCCCCAGCCCUGCUCUAUCCUCUGUGAGGACCCCUAGCCCUGCUCCACCCUCUGUGAGGAGACCCAGCCUGGCAGCAGCCUCUGAUGAGUCUGGAGGAGUUCACCCAGCGCCUGCUGGCGACGCAGCUUCAUUCUGGUUGCCGGGGGAAAUGAGCAAGACCCUCCCUGUGCAGGACCAGAGGUGGAUUGCAAACACCCUCUUUAAUUCUGGUAAACUGCUGCCAGAUUUGAAGCUGUGGUACGAGCCGCCCGUUCCAGCCGUCAUUUAUCACCAGACACAACACCGGACCGUUUCUUCACCCAUCGGCUGAUGGUGUGGAUGCCCUACCACCUGUGGAAGGUGAGGGUGUCCUGCCCAGCUUGUGGGAAGCAGCUGACAGGCUAUGGUGUCCACAAGAGGGCUCGGAAGGUCCUGGAUGUUGACAGGUAUUACCUGUUGGUGACAG
This is a messenger RNA of Centropristis striata (black sea bass), 2429 nucleotides long. RefSeq lists its product as uncharacterized. The record is from RefSeq and is a predicted model, not a curated record. Bases 1215 to 2294 code for a protein of 359 amino acids. The transcript has 5 exons. Lineage: Eukaryota; Metazoa; Chordata; Actinopteri; Perciformes; Serranidae.